Messenger RNA from Lethenteron reissneri (Far Eastern brook lamprey), 8457 nucleotides. It is a transcript of the gene RNF217, whose product is annotated as ring finger protein 217. Gene Ontology annotation, molecular function: ubiquitin-protein transferase activity; zinc ion binding. The record is from RefSeq and is a predicted model, not a curated record. NCBI's taxonomy places the organism in Eukaryota, Metazoa, Chordata, Hyperoartia, Petromyzontiformes, Petromyzontidae. Gene Ontology annotation, biological process: protein ubiquitination.
GCGGCGCGACUCGCACGGAAGGAGUCACGAGGCGCUGACACCAGCGCCGCCGCCGCCUCCUCGUCCUCCUCGUCCGCAAUGUUGCCGUUGCUGCUGCUGCUGUGGUCGCGUUAGUCGCCGAGACGCCGUGUGGACGAGGGGAGACAGCGGGCGGUGCUGGCGGCAGUGCCGCCCGCCUGUCCGCCUCGUGAGCACGCGGGUUCAUUGCCCAGAGGGCAGCGAGCGGCGGUCAGCAGCUGUUGGUCAGUCCCGGCACGAGUUGACGCCGAGUCGUCCGCAGUCGCAAGCCGCGGCCGGAGCAAAGUUUGAACACUCGGACUCGGAGCUCCUUUCACAUCACCACCACCACCACCACCAUCCCCCACCUCCUCCAUCACCCUCCUCCUCCACAACCUGCUCGCUCGCUCGCUUCCUCCUCCUCCGCCAUCGCUCGGGGAAGCAAUGGCAGGGCGCCUCGCCUCCGGCAAGACGCGGGGUGACGAGGAGGUGGACGAGGACGAGGACGAAGGCGGCGGCGACGACGAGGAGGAGAGGAGAGGAAGGCUGCGUCGCUGCGUCAUCUCCACCAUCGCCCGCGAGGCCGGCGUGUGGAGGACCACGGCGGGGGGAGAGCUCACGGCACCCGGUGAUGAGCGUGAUGAUGAUGAUGGUGGUGGUGGUAACGAUGUUGAUGAUGUUGAUGAUGUGAGCUCUGGCCGCGAUCACUCCGCCACAGCCGAAGUGAAACUGCGCCGCGGUAACGUGGCGGCCGCGGCGCGGCUCCGCGAGGAAGUGGCCAACUCCUGUGCGCCCGUACGCGGCGAUGUGGCGAGCCGCGAUGAUGUGGAGAGCCGCGUUGAGCCGCACGCAGCCGCCCACCUCUCCGCGCUCAGCCUGGAGACCGGCUACGACUCCGCGAGCUCCAUGGGCGACCUGCAGCACCUCGGGGAGUCUCCUGGCGAGAUGAAGGACGCAGCGGGGAGACGGAACGAGCCGGGAGAAGUCAUCGCCUCAGCCGGCCACGGGCACGAGGUGGAGCCGGUGGACAGCGACAGCGACGACGGUGGUGGCGGUGAUGAUGGUGGUGGUGAUGGUGGUGGAGAGUGCGGCUGGUCUGCGCGCGGCUGGGAGAGCGCCCCGCGCCACCUCCCCGAGCCGCUGGUGUUCGCGCCGUGCCGCGUGUGCCUCCUGCCCGCCGUGUGCGACCCCUUGGGCUGCUGCGCGGAGCCCGUGUGCGGGGAGUGCAUGCGCGCCUACUGCUCCACGCAGGUGCAGCUGGGCCGCGCGCGCGUGCGCUGCCCGACCCCCGAGUGCCCCGGCGCGCUGAGCGAGCGCGUGGUGCUCACGCACCUGGGCGCCGAGCAGGCCGCGCGCUUCUGCUACCUGCUUGCGCUGAGCCGCGCCGGCUCGCGCACGAGGCCCUGCCCGGGCUGCGGCCACCUCCUCACGCCGGGGGGAGGGGGCCCGGCCACCGCCGCCCGCGCCGGCGACGGGACCUCCUCCGACGGGGGCGACGCGGUGGAGGGGGGCUCCCUGCCGGCCCCCCACGGCAAGUUGGCCAAGCGCGGCAGCAGGAAGCGCAAGGACCGGCCCCCCGGCAAGGUGCAGUGCCCCAAGUGCCACGUGCUGUGGUGCUUCGCGUGCCACGCACCCUGGCACGAGGGUGUCAGCUGCAAGGAUUACCGCGGAGGGGACAAGCUGCUGCAGCGCUGGGCUGGGCAAGUGAACGUGCAGGGGCAGCGCAACGCGCAGAAGUGCCCUCGCUGCAAGGUUCACAUCCAGAAGACGGAAGGCUGCAACCACAUGAUCUGCUCGCAGUGUGAGACCAACUUCUGCUACCGCUGCGGCGAGCGCUACCGGGAGCUGCGCUUCUUUGGAGACCACAACACCAAGCACAGCGUCUUCGGCUGCCGCUUCAUCUACUACCCCGAGCGGCCCAACCUGCGGCGCCUCGUCCGCGGCGCGCUCUGUGGUGCCAAACUCUGUGCCACCCCCCUGCUGCUGGUCGCCAUUGUCAUAUUCGGAAUCCUCGCGCUGCUCGUCGGGAUCUUCGCGGGUCCUAUCUACCUGCUCUGCAAGUCUCGGCGCCAAACGCCCGUGGAGAUGUACGUGUGACAUCUGCAGGCCCGAUUGCGGCACCACCGCUCCUCUUACCCCCCUUCACGCUCAGUCCUGCACCGCUGCACCAUCACAUCCAAGGAUCGGUAUACUGGAUGUGGUGUGUCGGGGGCAGAAACAAUUUCCGAGUCGCUGGUAGACUCGGGGUAGAUGGUAGGUGACUUAGUAAAAGCCGCAGCGAAUAGCAAGAGGUCUGAUAGAUGUGAUGUGCCGAGUACAGACAUGUUUUGUGGAUUGGACUCAGCUAAAAUUGAGCCUCAUCAUCAUCACUCUCAUCAUCUUCACCCAGGAUCAUCAUUACCAUCAUCACUGUGAUCAUCAUCAUCCAAUCAUCAUCAACACCAUCAUCAUUUCCAUUCCUAUCGUCUCACAUAUCAUCACUAUCAUCUAUACCCAUCAUCAUACCGACUCAUCGAUAUCACGAGCAGCAUCACUCUAUGAUGCUGUAUCAACAGCGCUGGUGGUAUUAAUGAACUGCCCUCAUCAUGGAAAUGUGGAAUUUCCACCACUGGCUCGUGGACCCGAGUGGAGAUGAGGGUAGAGGGUCGCUUUGACCGUGUGCACACUACUAAAGGGCAGCAGACGGCAGCGCAUUAAUGAAUUCUUGAAUCUAUCUGUGCGGAGCCUCGUGAGCCAACCGUACGCCCGGCGCUGAGUGUUCUCCGGGGUUCUUCCACGCCAAACUCUCACCACUCAAGGGAUCACGGCCAAACCUCCCCACGUAGCAGCACCCUCCUGAACAACAAGCCCUGAGACUCGGUGAAGCUCCAGGUAAGUAGCUAAACAAACCGCACCGGUUGCAGCGUUAUCAUUAACAUCGGUUAAGUGUUUUGAUCACUCUGUGAGGGUGGGUGGUGGCCAUUGUGGGGGGCUCAGGAAGAUGCCCUUGACACCGGAAGAAGAAGCCUCUUCCUGUGGAGCCCAGGAGCAGCCACGCGGGCAGCGAGCAGCAAAAGGGCCUUGGAAACAGAAACACUUUAAAGGGCUCUCUGAUAUCACCGCCACCGCCGCUACCACCACCAUCAUCCUUGAUCAGUCCCCUGCUUCUGCUGCUGCUACUGCCAGAUGAAGGACUCCUUCCCAAAACACCGCCGCCACCGCCUCUCGCGUUGACGACCCUGCGGUGAAAGAGCCUCGACUCUUCCCCCGCCAACCGCUCCGCCGUCACGAUUCGCGACCACCCGUCGCGCCGAGGUCGCGGUGCCGCCGCUAUCAGUGAGCGUGCGAAGGCGCGGUAUCCAGGAGGAGAGCCAUGCCAUGGGAGCGGGCUGCUGCUGCUGCCAGCCGACCGCCGUACUUGCCUCGAGCCCUGCCAACAGGAGCUCAAUUCUCCUCUUGCACUUGACUUUGGAGUCAACACUGGUACAGAUGAGAAGUCCGCAGCACUGGAGAGUUUCUUUUGAACUUCGGGCCUCGAUGACAGCUCUUGUAUUGUUUUUUUAUUAUUAUUGUUACUGGAAGAGGAGGUGGUGGUAGUGAUGGGUGGGACACGUGGUUGGUUGUUUGCAAGGUGGCGUAAGUGGGGCAGAUCACCAAGAGGAGCAUUGCAGUGUAACCCAGAGUUCAGUGACUAAGGGGAAGAGAAGACAUAAGACCCGUCGACGAUGAUGACAAUGAUGAUGCCGUGGGAUCUGGCGGAAGGAAAGGAGCAAUGGCGAGGGUGUGCUUGAUAAUCACUGUCGUCACCGUGACGAACGCGACUGUGCCUUGACCCCUGUGUUUGACCCGCAACGCUGCUCGGGAUUGGGUGGCCGUGGUUCUAACGUGGGGGUGUAACGAUUCAUCGUCGUGGUGAUAUCCAGUAGGGGCGGGUCAACGAGUUACAACAACAAACAAUGCAAAACAACAACGAUAGGUGUGAAAAAUAGAGAAAAGCUAAACAAAUCACGAUAAAUGAAAAGAAAGUUUCUUAACUUGGCAGACCAUCAUUCACCUCCAUCCACCAUCUGUCCCCACACGUCCCAUCGGCCACAGCGGCCUCGUGAGUCACACGAGUGAACGAUCAGCGUCUCAUUAGCAGGGACCAGGCUUUGCCAGCAAACAGUCGCUCAAACAGAAAUUGGAUCAGUCAUGCUAAGGCGGCUACGGUUUAAUAAUUGUUUAGUUCAGUUUUUGGUUUGUCCAAUUACCAUUUACACAAAUCAUCAACAUUAUAAUUCCAACACCCACGACGUCUAUCUAACUGCGUGUGUGCGAAGGAAUUGAUCGUGCAUGAUUGACGCAUGUACCAGCAAAGUGUGGACUAAUCUCCACCUGUUCCAUCGGUAUGAGAUCGUAUGUCCCCCUCGCUCGCACGUGUGGGUUUUCUGAGGUUGCUCCGUUAUCAUCUCACGUGUAUGAAUUUGUAUUGGCCAAUUCUACCUUCAUAUAUAGAGGACCGCAGAGCUUGGGCAGUUGUUGGUAUCGCCGGCUCGUCACCACCGUGUGGCUGCUGCUGCUGCUGCUGCCUCCACACUCCUCGCCCGUGGUUCAUCCUGGUGCCUCUGAGCCGUCCCCUCUCCUGUGUGGCGGUGGCAAUGCGGCGUCACAGGGUGACAUCGUUACUCUCCAGUGCUGCAUGUGAUGAAAGCGUGGCGAGCUGUAAGAAUCGAUUUUCACUGCGAUUAACCAAUACUUAUUGUGGCUGUGGAUGGUGGGGUUGGGAGCAGGGAGGGUGGGGGGAGGUGGUUGGAGCAGGGUUGGUGGGGGGAAUUUGCAUUUGGAGAGCAGGGAUGAUGAAUCGCAAACCGGAAUAUUUCUCUGGGUUGCUGACUUAGAAGCCAUAGCAAAAAGCGAGAGGCAUACUGGAUGCAGUGUGCCGGGUCCUCGAAUAUUAUCCUCGGUCGCUGGUGGACUGGAACAGGUGGCACGUGACUGUUAGAAGCCUCAGCCCGUAGCAAGAGGAAUGUUGAAUGUGGUGUGCCGUGCUCUACACUGACCCAACCUGGCGAGACGUCUUGGGCUGCAGUGUUCUCACAGCCAGGCCUCGCGACUCCGCGGGUCGCCUGUCCACGUUGACCAAACCUCUCCUCUCCAAUGGACAGUUCAGUGGCUGCACGCUACACGUGCCUGAUGAUUGAGAAGCAAACCCCCACGCGGCCUACAGAGAGUGUGCAUUCAAGUACCGUAGAAGCGCCCUCUACGGCCCAUGGGACGACAGUGUCGUUGCAAGUGCAGUUAGCGAGCACCUAUUAAGGCCGUAAUGACACUCGAGGGGAUGGUGUGGUGAGCACCACGCUCGCAUCCCUUUGUCUCCCUGGUGCUGGUGUUUACAUGUGUUCACACAUCGCCAUCGGGCAAUUGUUUAAGGCCGAGUCGACCUAGGGGAGGCCCUAAUGCGGUCAAUAUAUCACUCGCCACUGAUCUUAUCUAUGGCCACCUCACGGGCUCGUAUCGUAGUGCGCUAACCGCCGUGCCACCGCUCCUCGUGUCACGCUGGACUCACAUGGGUGGGAUACAUCUUGAUGGGAAUGUGAGCUAUUGGAGUUCACCAACCAUCUGGUGUGGGCAGCGUGUAACGAUCUUGUAGAAUAUGUAACUGGACAAGAAGUUCGUAAACAUUGGGGGGAUGGGAAGGGGGUUGUGAGAGUGGUGGGGAGGGCUGACGUUUAAGAGACAGCUUAAGCAAGCAAACCUCAGCGGCUCGGUUUUAUAUCGCGUUGGUUAUAAGUGCAUUAUUAUUAUUGAUGAUUAUAAUUAUUUGAGAUGUGUGAAUAGCACCGAUCUGUGCCUUUGUCAUCCAGCUAAUAGCACGUGCGGCAAGGCGCAGCGGGCAGUGGGCAGCACUGCCCUCGUGGCUGGGCAAAUCUCCCCUCGUGCCGCGCAGCUUACCCCGUCUGGAAAGCCAAGCAGGGCUUGCCAGGUGUUGUAGACGCGGAGCUGAUGAGUGGUACCCCCUCGUACAAGCAGCGUGGGUUGUCUCCGGCUUCUGCGGUUGCCGCCCGCGGGAGGCCAAACUCUCACCAAUGGAAUUCGUGGCCAAGCAUCCCAAUUUUAGCAGCACCCUCUUGAAAGCGAGUCUGAGGUUUUUCUGGAUAAAUAAUUGACACUUAUUAUAAUGCGCGCUCACACACGCACACCUGGCUAGCUUUAGUAGGCAAGGCUUGAGGAGGCCGCGUAGGGAUACGGCGCUUUCUUUCCAAAACGUUAUAUCCGGACUCGCGGUUCUACGCUGUGGCAAGGUCUCAUCUCAGCUCGAACACCCGCCUCUCGCCCUGGCUGGAGACUUGCCAAAGCUCUACGCCGAACCUGGCCUCUCACACCCGGCUCGAGCCCAGCCCCCGCACCUGAACUCGCCCUAUCCGUAACCAUAGCUGUAACCAGUCUUAAAAUUAACGCUCACCCAACAUCUCUAUCCCUGACCAUGUAGCCAUAGUCCUCCCCGUAGCCCUGCAUCUCACUGUGGCUCUCAUCGUAACCUGCUGUCCGGGUCUGUGUCCCUACUAGGGCUGGGACAAUGUCUUAAAAGCCGAACGGGUGAUCCCGCGCUCUUGGCCGCCUGGGUUUCUGAGGUGCCCUGCACCUCAUAGCAGGAUUGCCCUGUCGUUUUCUCACAUUCGUUUUCUGCAUUUUCUUUUCUUAUGAAGUGAUCCAGCCUCUAAAUGGUUGAUGUUAGCCCCCCACAAAGACCACGCGUCACUGCCGCGUCUUUGGAACUGCAGACGCUGGCCGGACCGUUCUGUAAUGUUCCAAGUAAUUAUUUAUUUAACCAAGAAAGCCACACUGAAUCUGGACUACUUUUUUCAAGAGAAUCCUACAUUGGACAGGUUUGGCCAAUACCGGUUACUUUGCCAUUUUAGCGAUUCGCGGAAGCAGAAUAACACGGAGGAAACCGAUGCGUAACAGGGGGGGAGAACAUGCAAACUCCGUACAGCUCGGCGCCCGAGUCGAGAGUCGAACCCAGGGGCUUCUUGUCGUGAGGCUCACGCGUUGUGCGCACAGCGCCGCCGCCGCUUCCCUCCCGUGUGGGCGUCUCCGUCGUGGAACACGAAGCGAGCCACGCGGGAGGGGGGGGGGGGUGAGCCGAGAGCCCCGACGCGUGGAGCCGCCUGGGGUCGAUGCCAGAGCCGGGCGAGGGGACACUGGCUGCCUCUGCUGCCAUUCUUCGGUGUCUGUAUGCGGGUUGCCUGCUAUGUUAUUAUUCGUAUCUGUGUUGUUUUUUAGACUAAGUUUUGCACUAGAAAUCGCAAGGGCUGUAUGUGUAUAUUAAUAAGCACCGCCAAGCAUUUUUUGCACUGAAUUAAAGAUCGGACUGGGGUGUAUAGUACGUAUGUGUGUGUCUGUGUGUGAUUAUUUGUAGAAGUUAGCGCUACGCUACGAACCUGAUCACUUGACUUCCAUUCCCACUCACGGCCAACACCAGUGACGAUUAUUUGAACCGGUCCUGGGCCUCCCCUAGGUCAACUCAGUCUCAAAUGAGUAGCUGGUUGCCUGUGUAAACAUCGGUAUUGGGAAGACAAGGGUGGCCGGGCGUGGUGAUGGCCAUUCCACCGGCUCGUGCAAGCCUAAAUAAUGUGUGCUCGCUAACCAUACCUGCCCCUGCAGUCUGUGGGAGGCUGCGCGGGGCAUCUCUGUCGCUGUAUAUACGGCAUGCGUGUACGUGUAUGUGCGUAUGUCUGUCUAUGUAUGCGAACGUAACGCAUCUUGGCCAUCGAUUGCAUCCGUGAGCUCGAGGUUGUGGGUGAUUCAAUCUUUUGUUUUGCUGUCGGUAACAGUCACGGCGCGGACUGAGUGACCCUCUCAGCCUCAGGGUACAAACUUCAAUGCAAGACAAUGAUUAACACUGGAUGCCGAGGCUAACUUGAAACACUAAAGAGCCGUGCUCAUAGUCACGGCUCGGCUCAGACUCGAGACCCUCAACUGCUUCCAAAGAUCGCUUGAGCGAGCGGCUCAGCCGUGGCUGGUCCCAGGCUCACGGAAAUCCUCAGCGCGGCUGGGGCCGUUGCUCAGAGCCAGUUCAAGUUAAGCGCAUGGCUCAUUUGAGCCAGAGCCGGUCUUGAUACGAGCCGUAACCAAGUCUACGAUGCUAAGUAAGGGCAUCCCUGGCCAUACGCGCAGGGUCCGAUUGAAACCUCUGCUCCCAGGAUACCUGCAGAGCACAACUCAACUCCACCCUCUGGCCAGCAAGCUCCGGACGCUCGUGCAACCGCGAUUGUUCACACCGCCGUCUCGUGCUGCCGUCGCGCCGGGAUAGCGAGGAUGCGUGUGACGAGCGAGGCUCAAUCGAGCCGAGAUGCGGAAUGACCUUCAGUCGUCGCGCGGGGACUCCGUGCCACGAAGCCGCUGCCCGUGGUGCGCCCCAGUGGAGGAAAGUGUCGCCACGGUUGCGUCGUGAAGGUGAAAUAUUUAAAUAAAUAAACCGCCAAAAAUAUGCGGCCCUGA